AUGGAGAGAAGAAUACAGAAGAUCUCUGAAGAUGUACAACAGCGUGUUAGAGGCGGAUCAAUCGCUCCUGACAUCGGCGCCAUCCUCCUCCAGCUGAUAUACAACUCAGUGGAUGCAGGGGCAGCGAUGAUUGCGAUAAGGGUGGAUCUUGAGAACAUGCUCGUCCAGGUGACAGAUGACGGGCAUGGGAUCGUGUCUGCCGACAUGUACAACGUUGCGAAGAGGGGAUACACAAGUCGUCUGAGGGAGAAGAGUGAUCUGGAGAGGAAUGACUUCCAGUACUUUGGUUAUCGAGGAGAAAGUCUGUCGUCCAUCUCUGAGUUCUGUGAGCUGGAGAUCACAAGCAGAAACAUGCACGAGAAAGAUUCUUUCCGCAAGGUUAUGAAAGGAGGGAAAGCUGUGUCGUUUUCAAGUCUUGUGGGUUCAGGGCCUGUUGGAACAAGUGUAGUCUGCCGUGAUCUCUUCUACAAUCGUCCAGUAGCACGAAAGAUCAUAAGCAAGCAGAUUGCAGACAUGUACACGAUGAAAUCACGCCGGGUUGUCAUCAUAGAAAACUUGUCUUCACUCAUCCGAUCAUCGACAGUUGCACACCCGGCGAUCUCAUUCUCUCUGCACUUCUCCCCCAACUUGCAACCUGACUUGGAUCUCCCGAGGAGCCGCGAUGUGCUGAGCUUGCAGAGGGUUGGGAAAGCCUUUCCCCCUCACGAGAUGUUCAGGUUCACGACAAGGCAUGCGAGCUUCUCUCUAGAUGUUUUCUUUGGUUCCCCUUGGAUGAACAGUCUUCCUCGCAGCAAAGACUUCCAGCUCGUGUUCUUCAACAGGAGGUUCAGCUCAAGAAACCCAGUUCACAAGCAUGUCAACCAACUGUAUAAGACGUGUUGGAACUCAUUUCACCCAAUUGCUGCUCUUGAGAACACCCACGUUCGAGAAUUCUUCAAGUUUUUCCCGCAGAGGAAGAAGAGGAGAGCAGAAGACAACUCGGCAGUGGCUCCAUGCAAGAGAUAUCCUGUCUUCGUGGUCGACAUCCAGUGUAGCCCUUUGGAUUGUUCGUUUGCAGACUGCGAUCAUGGAGCAUUUGUGGAGUUUGCACACUGGGAAGAAGCGUUCAAGUGCUUGGAGAGUCUGUUCAAAGAGUUGUGUGAGAAAGUAAAGACAAUGGACAAUCAGACGUCGAAUGUUGAGAUGAAUGAAAACCAACCCCGCAAUCUUGCUCCAUCUGUCAAAGCCAACGAUGAUGCGGAAACAAAGUUGUUAGAGAGGAUUGAGAAGCUUUCAUAUCGCAACGUCAACACCAGCUGCCUUGAAGGUGAAGACAACGUGUGA
Messenger RNA from Guillardia theta CCMP2712, 1323 nucleotides. RefSeq lists its product as hypothetical. The transcript is spliced from 4 exons. Gene Ontology annotation, biological process: mismatch repair. Bases 1 to 1323 code for a protein of 440 amino acids. NCBI's taxonomy places the organism in Eukaryota, Cryptophyceae, Pyrenomonadales, Geminigeraceae. Gene Ontology annotation, cellular component: mismatch repair complex. Gene Ontology annotation, molecular function: ATP-dependent DNA damage sensor activity; ATP hydrolysis activity. The record is from RefSeq and is a predicted model, not a curated record.